AACACAUACGUCCUUAUCCUACACACUACUCAUCGAGGCAUUUUUAAGACACAACUUCCACAUUAUCUUUCCUUAUCUGAAGGAGUAUAAACCACAAAAUUACAGCAACACCACGAAUAUGGCUCAGCACACGUUCACUCUCAACAAUGGCGUCAAGAUGCCCGGCCUUGGCUUCGGCACCUUUGCUAGCGAGGGCGCCAAGGGUGAGAGCUACAGGGCCGUCCAGAAAGCUCUCGAGGUUGGCUACCGGCACCUGGACUGCGCCGCCUUCUACCAGAAUGAGGACGAGGUCGGCGAUGCCAUCCGGGACUACAUCAAGGAGAAUCCGGGUAAACUGAAGCGCGAGGACCUCUUCAUCUGCACCAAGGUCUGGAACCACCUGCACCAGCCCGAAGACGUGAAGUGGUCGUUGGAGGAGUCACUGCGCAAGCUCGGCCUCGAUUACGUCGACCUGUUCCUCGUCCACUGGCCCAUCGCCUCGGAGAGGACCGAGGACUACCAGCCAAAACUCGGCGCCGACGGCAAGUAUGUGAUCAACAAGGAGCUCACUGAGAACCCUGAGCCGACAUGGCGCGCCAUGGAGGAGAUCAACCAGUCCGGCAAGGCCCGCGCCAUCGGUGUCUCCAACUGGACCAUCGAUGGCCUGAAGAAGCUCUUCUCCUAUGCCAAGAUCAAGCCCACCGUCAAUCAGAUCGAAAUCCACCCUUUCCUCCCCAACGAGGAGCUGGUCAAGUUCUGUUUGGAGAACGGCGUCCUGCCCGAGGCCUACUCGCCCCUCGGCUCUCAGGACCAGGUGCCCAAUACCGGCGAGAAGGUGCGCACAAACAAGACACUGAACGAGGUGGCCGAUCGCAGCGGCCACACCCUCGCCCAGGUGCUACUGGCAUGGGGCCUGCGGAGGGGCUACGCCGUCCUGCCCAAGAGCUCCACGCCGAGCCGCAUCGAGAGCAACUUUCAUGUCCCAGAGCUGUCCAAUGACGACUUUGAGGCUGUGAACAGCGUGGCCAAGGGACGGCACACGCGCUUUGUGAACAUGAAGGACACUUUUGGCUACAACGUCUGGCCUGAGGAGUCUCUAGAGAACGGCACUGCUGUUGCUUGAUUGACUUAUUUUUUGUUUCCUUAAUUUUUACGAACCCAGUCUCUCACGGGCGAGACAGGGCGAUGGACACAUAUAUGAAGGCGCUAGAAGAAAAAGAUGGAGAUUCCCAUAUAUAUUUAGAUACCACAUCUGGGGACGAGAUCAUCAACUAUAAGCAGAGAUAGACUUGAUUUCUGAAAUGAAGCGGAUUCGUCUUUUCAGCCU
Molecule: messenger RNA, 1306 nt
Organism: Cryphonectria parasitica EP155
Lineage: Eukaryota; Fungi; Ascomycota; Sordariomycetes; Diaporthales; Cryphonectriaceae
Product: Aldo/keto reductase
Exons: 2
Coding region: 119-1102 (327 amino acids)
Cellular component (GO): cytosol
Molecular function (GO): aldose reductase (NADPH) activity
Source: RefSeq, a predicted model, not a curated record